Molecule: messenger RNA, 807 nt
Organism: Tinamus guttatus (white-throated tinamou)
Lineage: Eukaryota; Metazoa; Chordata; Aves; Tinamiformes; Tinamidae
Gene: TMEM229B
Product: transmembrane protein 229B
Source: RefSeq, a predicted model, not a curated record
GCAGAAGAAUGGCGGCAGCAGAGCCCCUGACCGCGUUCUCCCGGUGGUACCUCUACGCCAUCCACGGUUACUUCUGUGAGGUGAUGUUCACGGCUGCCUGGGAGUUUGUGGUCAACUUUAACUGGAAGUUCCCCGGUGUCACCAGCGUGUGGGCACUCUUCAUUUAUGGCACCUCCAUCCUCAUCGUGGAGAAGAUGUACCUGUACCUCAAGGACAAGUGUAACAUUGUGGUGCGCUGCCUCAUUUACACUCUUUGGACAUAUCUCUGGGAGUUCACUACUGGCCUCAUUCUGCGCCAGUUCAAUGCCUGCCCAUGGGACUAUUCCCAGUUUGAUUUUGACUUCAUGGGCCUCAUCACCCUGGAGUAUGCCAUCCCCUGGUUCUGUGCGUCCUUCAUCAUGGAGCAGCUGGUGAUCAGAAACACCCUGCGUUUACGGUUUGAUGAGACAGCGGAGCCAGGGGCCCCCACCGUCCCCGUUGCCUUGGCCAACGGCCACGUGAAGACCGACUGAGCUGUGACUCAGAACCACUCUUAGCAGCUGAGAGAGCCUACACCUCUACUACAGACUGGCAGUGCUGGCUUUGAGGGACUUCUCUCUCCUGUAUGAUAAGAUACAUAAGCCCCAUUUUUUCUAAAGGGGGUGUGCAUGGGAUAUACCAGAAAAAAAUAUGGAACCAAUGAUUUUUCUAUGGAUUUUAUCCUUUGGACUCCAAGGACCAAUGUCAGCUACUUGUUAGUUAGGUCAUUUCUGAUUUUAAAUUAUUACAGAUGAAGGCAGUUCUUUUGCUUACAUGUAUGUGAAGAAA